This is a messenger RNA of Thermochaetoides thermophila DSM 1495, 252 nucleotides long. RefSeq lists its product as uncharacterized. The transcript has a single exon. The coding region runs from base 1 to 252 and encodes 83 amino acids. Lineage: Eukaryota; Fungi; Ascomycota; Sordariomycetes; Sordariales; Chaetomiaceae. The record is from RefSeq and is a predicted model, not a curated record.
AUGAACCGCACGCUUCCGAUCAGCUUGAACCUCAGCCUCCAAAAUGGUCCUUCAACUCAUCAAAAGCAACCUCAGCGCCUCCACGAGCUAGGCGCCCAGCUAAUCAAGAACGGCGUCAUCAUCGUCCGCUGCCCCAAGCUUGACCUGGCCACUCCCCAGGGUAUUACCAGCCUUAACCUGCACAUCAGUCUGCGUCCUCUUCAGGCAGAAGACGCCAUCGCUUUCAACACCCGCACCAAAGCUGGGGUCUGA